AUACUCUAUAAGAAACUUAAUUGGUGAAUUUGGAGUAUCUCCAGUAAUUGUUAUGACAGUUACCUAACUGUUUUUUGUCACUUAAUUCUCUAUUUCUAUUCUUCAUGUAAGAUAUUUACAUGAUUGUUUUUGUCCUAGAGCAAUCUUGAAAUAAUUUUUCUGAUGGUUAUUCUUUUUUGUUUCAGGAGAAUGACAUCACUCUCAAAUGACAUUAAUGGAUAACAGAUCUGAAGUGAAUACCUUCAUCCUUUUAGGAUUAAUAGAGACCCCAGUGUUUCAGGUUCCUCUGUUCAUAAUGGUCACCCUCAUCUAUCUCAUCACUCUGGUAGGGAACCUAGGGAUGGUAGCUUUGAUCUCCCAUGAUUCCUGCCUCCAUUCCCCAAUGUACUUUUUCCUCAGAAAUCUGUCUCUGGUGGAUUUUGGUCUUUCCUCAACUAUUAUUCCCAAGGUGAUAACUGGGCUCCUCACAGGCAACAAGUUCAUCUCCUAUAAUGGAUGUACUACCCAGUUGUUCUUCUUUAUGACCUUUGCUACUAUUGAAAGUUUUCUUUUAGGCAUCAUGGCUUAUGAUCGUCAUGCAGCUGUGUGUAGGCCCCUAUAUUACACCACAAUCAUGACUUCAAAAAUAUGUGUAUAUCUGGUCAGUGGGGCUCAUAUCUGGGGUUUUCUGACUUCCACCAUCAUCAUAGGAAAUGUUUUUAGCCUUUCAUUCUGCAGGUCCAAUGUAAUCCAUCAUUUUUAUUGUGAUAUUCCCCCUCUCUUAGUUCUCUCUUGCUCUGAAAUUCACAUGACUGAGACAGUAGUCUUCAUCAUUGGGUCAUUAAAUGCAUCCUUCCCAUUUCUUGUCAUCUUUUUCUCUUACUUGUUAAUCUUCAUCACUGUCCUGAAGAUUCGUUCUGCUGAUGGGCGCCAGAAAGCUUUCUCCACCUGUGCUUCCCAUCUCACAGCAGUGUUCAUAUUUUAUGGGACAGUCACCUUCAUGUACUUCCAACCCAGCUCAAGCCAUUCAAUGGAUUCAGACAAAAUGGUGUCAGUGUUCUAUACUAUGAUAAUCCCUAUGUUGAAUCCUCUCAUUUAUAGUCUGAGGAACAAAGAAGUUAAGAAUGCUUUCAGAAAAGCUAUGAAGAGACAAUGCCUUCAAUUUGAUCAUCCUAUUAAUUAG
This is a messenger RNA of Monodelphis domestica (gray short-tailed opossum), 1162 nucleotides long. Its product is annotated as olfactory receptor 5B2-like. Gene Ontology annotation, cellular component: membrane. Gene Ontology annotation, biological process: G protein-coupled receptor signaling pathway. Gene Ontology annotation, molecular function: G protein-coupled receptor activity; olfactory receptor activity. The record is from RefSeq and is a predicted model, not a curated record. Lineage: Eukaryota; Metazoa; Chordata; Mammalia; Didelphimorphia; Didelphidae.